CACCCCUCUCUCUCUCUCUCUGUGUCUGUGUGUGCUUCUCUCUGUACCUCGAGCUCCACAACCAUGGAGAACUUCGGCAGCGAACUCAAUCAUUUCUGGGAGACGCAAGUGUUCUACCAAACCGAAGAGCUCGACGGCAGCUGGGCACUGGACGAGGCAAUCUCCGGCUACUACGACUCGAGCUCUCCAGAUGGCAACGCUUCGUCGUCGACGACCUCCAAGAAUAUUGUCUCCGAGAGGAAUCGCAGGAAGAAGCUCAACGAACGGCUCUUCGCUCUCAGAGCAGUGGUUCCCAAUAUUAGCAAGAUGGAUAAGGCGUCGAUCAUAAAGGAUGCGAUCGAGUACAUUCAGCACUUGCACGAACAAGAGAAGAGCAUCGAAGCAGAGAUAAUGGAGCUUGAAUCUGGCAAGAACAUGAACAUGAACAUGAACAUGAUGAGUAGCAACAGCGGGAAUCAGAAUUCAAGGUUUGAAUAUGAACAAGACCUGCCUGUGCUUCUCAGGUCCAAGAGGAACAAGACAGAGCAGCAGCUUUUUGAGUCCGUCAGCGCAAGAAAUCCCCCCAUUGAAGUCCAUGAGCUGAGAGUGACAUACAUGGGAGAGAAGACGGUGGUGGUGAGCUUGGCGUGCAGCAAGAGGACAGACACAAUGGUAAAGCUGUGUGAAGUGUUUGAAUCUUUGAAGCUCAAGAUUAUCACCGCCAACAUCACCUCUUUCUCCGGCCGCCUCCUCCACACCCUCUUCAUUCAGGCGGAUGAGGAAGAGAAAGAUGUUGUACAGAUAAAGAUCCAAGCAGCCAUUGCGGCACUCAAUGAUCUUGAAAGCCCAAUGAGCAUGUAAUCACCCAAAAAAAAAAAAAAAGAGUCUAAUUAGUUAGGGGGUUCUUGUCGGUUCACUAGUCUGUGUCUUCUUCUUAUCUUUCUUUAUCACUCAUAUUAAGAGUCUUCAGAUGACUUAGUCUUAGAGUUAAUGUUCUUUCCAAUGUCUAAAAGCCACGUGUAAUCGCUGUGAGCGCUUUGUCAUUGCUGAGUAAUAAUAAAAGUUGCAUUUCAUACACUCAUGGAUCCGUUAUAUAUCUUACAUUAAUAAAACUAUAAUUAAUUUUU
Molecule: messenger RNA, 1106 nt
Organism: Neltuma alba
Lineage: Eukaryota; Viridiplantae; Streptophyta; Magnoliopsida; Fabales; Fabaceae
Product: transcription factor bHLH35
Exons: 5
Coding region: 64-840 (258 amino acids)
Biological process (GO): regulation of DNA-templated transcription
Cellular component (GO): nucleus
Molecular function (GO): DNA-binding transcription factor activity; protein dimerization activity; sequence-specific DNA binding
Source: RefSeq, a predicted model, not a curated record